AUGUACAUUUCUAAGCUUCUCCUGACGGCGGUGACCGUGGCUAAGUUGGUCUUUGGCGGCCGAAUUGCGGAAUGGCAGGAUUCGGAGCUCAAAAUUAUGCCUCUCGGCGACAGCAUCACCGAGAUCACCUGCUGGCGUGCCCUGGUGUGGGACAUGCUGGCUGAGGCUAACUACGCCGACCAGGUCGAGUACGUCGGGUCGCAGAACAGCAACCCGCAGAACUGCAAGCCUAAUACGGCGAACUGGGACCAGCACCCCGAGGGCCACUCGGGCUGGCUGGCCAUUGACAUCGCCAACAAGUACCGCGAGGGUUGGCUGCAGAGGACGCCCGCCGACAUCAUCAUGUUCAUGCUGGGCACCAACGACGUCUUCCAGGGCCACUCGACCGACGACAUCAUAGCCGCCUACACCAAGAUGGUCAUAAUCAUGCGCGCCUCGAACCCCAAGACGAAAAUCAUCGUCAACCUAGUGAUCCCCCUCGGCGUCGGCUCCACCGCUGCCAUCGCCACCCUCAACGGGCGGAUCCCCACCUGGGCCGAGGGG
Messenger RNA from Phialemonium atrogriseum, 543 nucleotides. Its product is annotated as SGNH hydrolase-type esterase domain-containing protein. The record is from RefSeq and is a predicted model, not a curated record. The transcript has 3 exons. Gene Ontology annotation, molecular function: phosphatidylcholine lysophospholipase A1 activity. The annotation marks the transcript as partial. NCBI's taxonomy places the organism in Eukaryota, Fungi, Ascomycota, Sordariomycetes, Cephalothecales, Cephalothecaceae.